AUGGAGUUGGGUUUCUGGAGUUUGGUUUUCACAGCUUCAAUUGGUGGGUUUGGUGCUUUGCUUUUGAUCCUAAGGAGAGCAAAUGAAUGGUAUUUUGUGAGCAGAUUAGGAGAAAGGCAGAAGACUCUGCCUCCAGGUGGCAUGGGCUGGCCUUUCCUUGGCAACACCUUGUCUUUCCUCAAGGCUUUAAAAUCUGAUGAUCCUGAUUCUUUCAUCUCCAACUACGUCAAAAGGUAUGGCAGCACAGGAAUUUACAAGGCCUGUUUGUUUGGAAAGCCAACCAUAAUUGUUACAGCACCUGAAACAUGUAGGCAGGUCUUGAUGGAUAGUUUACAAUUUAAGACUGGUUGGCCAAAAUCAACUUCCGAUUUAAUGGGAAGGAAAUCAUUUAUGAGCCUUUCUGAAGAGGAACACAAACGCCUUCGCAGGCUGACAGCAGCCCCGAUCAGCGGUCACAAGGCAUUGUCUAUGUACCAUGAGUACAUUAAGGAUGCCAUAGUAAGUUCAUUGGAUGAAUUGGCCAAAGCAGAUAGGCCUAUUGAGUUCUUGACUGAGAUUAGGAAGAUAACUUUUAAAAUAAUCAUGUUUAUUUUCUUGAGCUGUGAGACUGGUCCAAUGAUGGAGACCAUGGAGAAAGAAUAUGCUAUUCUCAAUCAUGGACUAAGAGCCAUGGCCAUAAACCUUCCUGGCUUCGCUUUUCAUAAAGCGCUCAAGGCUAGAAAAAAGAUGGCUAUGAUUAUUCAAGAUGUUGUAGAUGGAAGAAGGGCAAGAAAAGAGAAUAAUCUAUCACGGGAAAGAACAGAUUUGAUGGAUUUGUUAAUGGAAGUUGAAGAUGAGAACGGUAAAACAUUAGAUGAUGAGGAGAUAAUAGACAUAAUUCUCAUGUACUUGAAUGCUGGAUAUGAAUCUACAGCCCAUGCCACUUUGUGGGCUACUCUCUUCUUAAAUGAACAUCCAGAAUACUACCAAAAAGCCAAGGCAGAGCAAGUGGAGAUUCUUAAAAGGGAAUCAUCACCAGAAGAGGGAUUGAACUUUAAAGGAACUAAACAGAUGGAAUAUCUAUCUAAGGUAAUCGACGAAACACUGCGCGUGGUUAACGUCUCAUUGUAUGGCUAUCGGGAGGCUGCAACUGAUGUGAACGUCUCUGGUUAUACAAUACCAAAGGGCUGGAAAGUAAUGAUGUGGUACAGAGGUGUUCAUUUGAACCCAGAUUAUUAUCCGGAUCCAAAGGAGUUUAAUCCCUCAAGAUGGAAUGAAAAUAAAGGCAAGGCAGGGACUUUCAUUCCCUUUGGAAUGGGAAGUAGGCUAUGCCCUGGAAGUGAUUUGACCAAGCUUGAAAUUUCUAUAUUUCUUCACUAUUUUCUCCUUCAUUAUGAGCUUGAACGACUCAAUCCGGCAUGUGGAGUGAGAUACUUACCUCAUACAAGUCCUAAAGACAAUUGCCUUGCAAAAAUUAAGAAGCUUCCAUCGUCAUCAGUAUAAACUGAAAGUUAAUGGAUUUUUUUCUCUAUUUUUUGCUUUGUGCUUAUUUGCCUUUCAUUAGAUUUGAACUCGAAAUCUACUUCAAAAUAAUGGAUAUUCAGUGUCACUAAAUCAAA
Prunus avium (sweet cherry) is the source of this 1598-nucleotide messenger RNA. Its product is annotated as ent-kaurenoic acid oxidase 2-like. Gene Ontology annotation, cellular component: endoplasmic reticulum. Gene Ontology annotation, molecular function: iron ion binding; heme binding; ent-kaurenoic acid monooxygenase activity. Gene Ontology annotation, biological process: sterol metabolic process; brassinosteroid biosynthetic process; brassinosteroid homeostasis. NCBI's taxonomy places the organism in Eukaryota, Viridiplantae, Streptophyta, Magnoliopsida, Rosales, Rosaceae. The record is from RefSeq and is a predicted model, not a curated record.